Messenger RNA from Calypte anna (Anna's hummingbird), 1344 nucleotides. RefSeq names its product E3 ubiquitin-protein ligase UHRF2-like. The record is from RefSeq and is a predicted model, not a curated record. Gene Ontology annotation, molecular function: ubiquitin protein ligase activity. Gene Ontology annotation, biological process: negative regulation of gene expression via chromosomal CpG island methylation; protein ubiquitination. NCBI's taxonomy places the organism in Eukaryota, Metazoa, Chordata, Aves, Apodiformes, Trochilidae.
AUGGUGAUUAAAUCCUUACUGGAGCCUUUCUCGGAAGGCCCAGAAGAUGCAAUAAAUGACUGCAGAAUCCUUUUUACAGAAGAAAUGUACAAAAUUGAAAAGCCAGGAGCUUAUCCAUUGACAUUUGGAGAUGGACAUUUCAAAAGUACACUUUAUUUGUUAUUUUGCUGGGAUAGCAAAGCUACUAGGUCCAUGGCAUCUUCAUGUGGUGGAAAACAGGAUGCUCACAUGCAACUCCUUUGUGAUGAAUGUAAUAUGGCUUAUCAUAUAUACUGCCUGAACCCUCCCUUAAGCAAGAUACCAGAAGAUGAAGAUUGGUAUUGUCCUUCAUGCAAAAAUGAUUUUAAUGAAGUUGUAAAGGCUGGAGAAACUCAGAGUAAAAAGAAAGCAAAGAUGCUAUCUGCCAGUACUGAAAGCCAAAGAGACUGGGGCAAGGGCAUGGCUUGUGUUGGUCACACUAAGGAAUGCACUAUUGUCCCUUCUAAUCACUAUGGUCCUAUACCUGUUGUCCCUGUUGGGACAGAGUUCAGCCGUCCUCGCGUUGUUGUGGCACCAAAAAACCCCAGUAAGGGCGGCAGCGGGCUACUGGCAAAAGGAUUCAUUGGAAGCACCGACGACAUUUCGCUAAAAGCACCUGCAGCGGCUGAGCAACCAGUGAGUGAAGCAGGUGUUCACAAACCCCAUGUUGGUGGAAUUCAUGGACGCAGUAAUGAUGGAGUUUAUUCACUUGUACUAGCUGGAGGAUUUGAAGAUGAAGUGGACAGAGGAGAUGAAUUCACUUAUACUGGGAGUAGAGGUAGAGAUGUUUCUGGAAAUAAAAGAAUUGGAGAACAUUCAUUUGAUCAAACAUUAACACACAUGAACAGGGCAUCGGCCCUUAACUGUGAUGCCCCAUUGGAUGAUAAAAAUGGAGCGGUCUGGAGAGCUGGUAAGCCAGUCUCAGUGGUGUGCAGUUCAAAAGGACGACGGAUCAACAAAUAUGCCCCAGGGUAAGGCAACAGAUAUGAUGGCAUUUACAAGGUUAAUUGUGGAAUUUCACGCCCUUCAUCAGUGACCCUCGUUAAAAAACCGUUUCUAAAUGCAAUCCCCAUUGUGACAGAACAUCCCUUCCCCACAGAUUCAAUGAUCGCAUGUGUCCAGUAUAUUUGCGGGCAGCCUGUAGAUCCGAAGGCGCCCUGCCGCGUGACAUCUGAGGGGAAAAAAUCAAUAUUUAAAGGUAACAACACCAAUUGUGCUAUUUUACUUUUAGCGGGUAUCGUGCAGAGUGGUGUAGGCGUCCAAGCCAUUAUUUUUAUUUCUAAUGCAUCAUUGUCGAUGACUCUGGUAAAACAAAAAGACCACUAA